CCUACAGUCUUCACUCUUCAUUCAGUAGCGAUUGUCGCGCCGCGCUGUACGAACGGACCGGAGAAGCGGAUGUGCUCACGGCAUGAUCAGUUACAAGAACGUACCUACAAAGUCGGAGAUGCAGUCUGACGAUUCCCUGGACCUCAUAGACGAGAGUAAGCUGAAGAUCGUCUUCACUCACUCGGAACAAGAUCCAACUGGGAAGACUAUUCGGCCUGUUAUCACAGAGUUCGAUCCCAAGAAGCGCACAGUGCGCACAGAACUCGGAGACCUCGUCCUCGUUAAAUACAAAUGUUCGUCAAACCACGUGCCAGUGACCAUGACCAAUGGGUCCACUCUUCCUCUCAUGGACGCUGUAAGCAAAGAUGCAGAGUUGGGAGGAUACAAUCCCUUCGAGCACAGGCGACUGUCUCACCCUACCACGGACACUGAGACUCUGAUACAUCUACUGAAGGGUAGUCUUGGUACUGGUAUACUUGCAAUGCCAACAGCUUUCAAGAAUGCUGGACUCUUCUUUGGACUGUUUGCUACCUUCCUUAUUGGCGUCGUUUGUACAUACUGUAUACACAUUCUGGUAAAAUGUGCCCACAAGCUAUGUCGACGAAUGAAAGUCCCGUCCCUUGGGUUCGCUGAUGUAGCAGAAGUCGCCUUCCUCGCUGGUCCCCCCAGCAUUCAAAAGUUUGCGUCUCUGGCAAGGUUUCUGGUGAAUGCAUUCCUGGUGAUAGACCUACUGGGUUGCUGCUGUGUCUACAUUGUGUUUGUGGCCAAAAAUACCAAACAGGUAAUAGAUGAGAAUUUGGACACUGACAUUGAUUUGCGGCUAUACAUGUUGGCACUACUGCCUCUACUUAUCGCCAUGAAUCUCAUCCGCAACCUGAAGUACCUGGCUCCGUUCUCCAUGGUAGCCAAUGUUCUCAUUGGCACGGGCAUGGGUAUCACAUUCUACUUCAUCUUCCAAGAUCUGCCUUCCGUGGACACUCGGCCCAACUUCUCUUCUCUCCACCAGUUGCCCAUUUUCUUCGGCACAGCCAUCUUUGCUCUUGAGGGUAUUGGGGUGGUGAUGCCUCUAGAAAACAACAUGAAGACUCCGGCUCACUUCAUAGGCUGUCCAGGAGUUCUCAACUUUGGCAUGUUCUUCGUUGUACUGCUCUACUCCAGUGUUGGCUUCUUUGGCUACCUCAAGUACGGAGAGAUCACACAGCCCAGUAUCACUCUUAACUUGCCUCUUGACAGCAUUUUGGCGCAGUCUGUGAAAAUCAUGAUUGCUAUCGCCAUUUUCCUGACUUACUCCCUGCAGUUCUACGUACCCAUGGAAAUCAUCUGGAAGUCCAUGAAGCACAGGUUCACCAAGCACCCAGCCCUUGUCGAGUAUAGUAUCAGGAUAGCAUUGAUCAUCAUGACAGUGAUAAUCGCAAUUCUGGUACCCAACCUUGGCCCUUUCAUCUCGCUGGUAGGAGCUGUCUGUCUGUCAUUCCUUGGUCUGAUGCUGCCGUCCAUCGUGGAGAUUGUCGUCUGCCUUGGCUCAGAUGGAGACCUAGGUCCUGGGAAUUGGAUACUGUGGAAGAAUCUAGCGGUCAUCUCGUUUGGAGUGAUUGGCUUUUUCACUGGAUCCUAUACGAGUAUACUGGAGAUCAUAGCAGAGCACUACAACUCUUAAGCUCACCUCAGCAUGUACAGAUGUAGACUACCCUACACUUGUAGGCCUACCUCCCCGUCAGAGCUUGCUACAACAGUACUGUAAAGCGUGCCAUAUUUUUUUACAAGUAGUUUAAGAUAUAAAUUUUGAAAUAUGUAAAUUAAAUUUAUAUAACAUAAACUGAAUAGCAAAUGAGGAUGAGCUACUGCUCUGUUGUAUCUUGUAUCAACAGACUUUGUUAACUAUAGCACUUAAAUUUAGUGUAAAUAAUCCUGAAAAUGCCAACUACACUGAUAAACUUUUUAUUGCUUUGUGUUUUCAUGCAGGCAAUUUCAUGAUAUAGGCCUACUGGUGAAUUAUAUUUUAAGCUUAUAAAUAACCAAAUACUAUUUGUAUACAAAAUAUAAAUGGAUUAGGUGAGAUGUUCUACGUUAAUUAAUUGUAGGAUUAUUACCUCAUGUGAAAAUAAGAGAGUUCCUGGUCUGCUGUUAUUUUUCCAAACAAAAUAAGGUGUAAGAACGAUGUAACAGUAUUACAAGGAGUGGUACAGUAUUAUGCAAAUACCACCGGUUGUGUUGUCAUAGUUACCGUUGUAGCAGUCUCUCGGGGAAAUAAGAAUUUGUGAUAUUGACUUAGUUAAGGAAAAGUAUCACUCUUAGAGAGUGUGAAACAAAUAUUUUAUAUGUUGACCAAUUGUGUAGCACGGUAAUUCCGGCUUUUAGAAUACUGUUGUUCUUUGUACCCCUAGGCAGCAAGACAUCUUAGGUUAGAUUAGAUUAGACUAUUUAAGAAGCCAGUGUUUUUCGGUGCUUCAAUAUGUAAUUUAAAGUUCCCUUAUUUUAUUUAUACAGUAGUAAUAAGAUGAACACGCAAUAAAUUUAUUUAAAUAUAAAUAUGUGUAUUCUCAUUUUAUUUUGUAACUUUUAAAGUUGGUUUGAUUGUUGCUAUUUGGAUGAGUACAGAUUGAAUUUGUCGGUUGUUAUUUGGUUCUAUCUGGUCUGAGUUUUAUAACUUUGAAAGACUGAUUAUACCAAGUUUAUGGUUGUUCCUUUAAUGUUAAUAUUUAUGUAAAUUUGCUCUGUAAUUUAGUUUUAAUUCAAAAAAACCUAUUAGGUUUAACAGUGAUUGGAAAUGUCCAUGACAUAUUUAGGUAUGUUAAAUUAUCAAAGAUUCGUUUAUGUUUGUUUUGCUAAUUUCAUUGCUAACAAACUGAAAUAAGUGUCUUAUUUUAAAUACGUCCAAACUGAUUUCAAAUACAUGUAUUAAAAAAAUAUUUCAUUUUUGGUGCCUUUUGAAAAUAAUGUUUAGAAAAAUAUUGAAAUACGUACUGCCAAAACAUAAUCAGUACACAUUAGUAAAGUCGAACAGAAAUAACAUAAAACAUAUAAAGCGCUGCUUCUUAUUUUUAAAGCUAAUUACAGUGUAAAAAGAACUCUUGUUUAAAAAAGUCUGCAGCCAUGUCAAAAUAUAUAUAUAAGCGAUAGGCUAUAUUUUGUAAAAACCACCUCUUGGUAGAAGUGCAGGUCUAGCUCUUUGUCACCUCUUAGAACUACUAGUUCUAGGAUUGUAAAUAAUAUUGCUUGUUGGGCAAGCUUAGUAUUUUUGUACAGACAAGUCAAUUAAAUUAUGAUUCAGCUACCGUUACUAUUAUUCCACUCAUCCAUAAGUAGUUUAAGGUGAAAUUGAUGUUGGUUUUAUUUAUUUUUGAGGUAGGAAAGUCACAGAAAUCAGAUUUUAGAUUUGAAAUAAUUUCAUAUGUUUUACUGUGUUUUAAAGUAUAACUAACAUUAUUGUUAUUGUUGUGAGUGUAUUACACUUGUUUAAUUAGUAUACUCCAAUAAGUUUCUGCUGAUUUUAGAAAUUUAAUUAUUGCUUUGCUAGAUUAAAAGAUUUUCAAAAGAUUUACAACUGUGAAGUAACUAAAACAAUGUAAAUAAACCAAAGUGAAGCUAUUUUAUUAUUGAAACAAAUCUGUGAUAUGUUUAGCUUGUUAUGUUUUUAAAGUAGUUUAUUCAAAGUUUGAAACAACAAUAUUUAUUUUAAAGUAUAUAGAAACUAUUACAAACAUUUCAUCAGUAAAAAACUGUGUGUUUAAAGUAUUUAAAAUUUACUAUUUUUAUUGUAUAUACAAAGCAGAACAUUUAUAAGUUUCAAGCCUAAUUAAAUGUUGACAUUAUUGUGGUUUAGAUAUUGAGUACGGUUCAUCUGAUAACUUCAAGGAAAUGGAUUGACAAAUGGUAGGGACGAUGUUCCGUCUCGUCUCGUACCAUACAUGUAACAACUAUACUGUUGUUGUUGACAGAUUAAAUAUUUUGUCUUGUU
Homalodisca vitripennis (glassy-winged sharpshooter) is the source of this 3958-nucleotide messenger RNA. RefSeq names its product proton-coupled amino acid transporter-like protein pathetic. Gene Ontology annotation, molecular function: amino acid transmembrane transporter activity. The transcript is spliced from 10 exons. Bases 83 to 1657 code for a protein of 524 amino acids. Gene Ontology annotation, biological process: amino acid transmembrane transport. NCBI's taxonomy places the organism in Eukaryota, Metazoa, Arthropoda, Insecta, Hemiptera, Cicadellidae. Gene Ontology annotation, cellular component: vacuolar membrane. The record is from RefSeq and is a predicted model, not a curated record.